UCUAUUACUUUGAAAUUCAAUGACAAUUGGAUUCCUCCUAUGCAUAUGGGAUCAUUUCAUGUGCAAUCUUGCACGUUAGGCCCUUCUUUCCCCAAAUGGCUUCAAACACAAAUGAGUUAUCCUUUCUUGAUGUUUCUAAUACUGGGAUCUUAGGUAUAGCAACAAUGACCUCUUUUCUUUGCUCCCCCAAGGAAAGCUUGAUCUUUUUAAACAUGUCAAACAACCACUUCAAAGGACAACUUCCAAAUUGUUGGAAUCACUUAAAAUCAGUAAGAGUUAUUGAUUUGAGUAAUAAUGAAUUCUCUGGGAAAAUUCCAACUUCUAUGGGUUCAUUACUCUUGGUUCGACACUUAAUUUUGCGCAACAAUCACUUCAGAGGCCAACUUCCAUCCUUGAAGAAAUGCACCAACUUGAUAAUGUUGGAUGUGGGACAAAAUGAAUUAUCAGCACCCAUCCCUCCAUGGAUAGGAUCUAGCCUUUCUAAAUUGCAAGUUCUUAGCUUGACAAAAAACAACUUCUUUGGAAAUUUGCCACUGAAUUUUUGUCAUAUCACAACCAUUCAAGUCUUAGAUCUUUCACUAAAUAAUUUAUCUGGACAAAUACCAAGAUGUCUCCAGAAUUUCACUGCAAUGACUACAAAACCUAGCAUCAUGGAGGGCAUUGAUGAAUUCUUUGUCCUUCAGAAUGGUUCUGCCUUAUCUAUGAUUUGGCAUGAUUUUUAUCUUGUCAUUAAGUGGAAAGGAAAAGAAUUGCCAUUCAAAAAUAAUAGAAGACUUUUGAAGUUUAUCGAUCUCUCCAAUAAUCAACUAGUUGGGGAAGUUCCAAAAGAAAUUGGAAGCCUCUCAGAACUAGUAUCUUUAGAUUUAUCAGGUAAUAAUUUGAGUGGUGAAAUCCCUUGGGAGGUUGGAAAGUUACAUGCCCUUGAUUUUCUUGAUCUAUCAAGAAACCACUUGUCAGGAAGAAUCCCUUCAAGUCUUUCUAAAAUUGAUAGGCUUGCUGUCUUGAAUUUAUCCAAUAAUAAUUUGUUUGGAAAGAUUCCGUUGGGAACACAGCUCCAGAGUUUUGAUGCCUCUGUGUAUGAAGGAAAUAAUCUCUGUGGGAGUCCACUUGAAAAACUUUGUCCUGGCGAGAAAGAAUUAGAAGGCCCUGUGGCUGUCAUGAAACCAGAAGAAGAGGAAGAUGAUUCCAUUUUGAGCCAAGGAUUUUACAUAAGCAUGGGUUUAGGAUUUGCCACUGGAUUUUGGGCCAUCUUUGGUUCCUUGCUUCUGUUCCGUUCUUGGAGACAUGCCUAUUUCAACUUCCUAUAUACUCUGUACGAUAGAAUUAUAGUUCUCACAAUCAUCAAUGUAGCAAGGUGCCGCAAGUUCUGCGCAAGAUGAGUGUAGGAUGAUGAGAGAAGUCCAACUGUUCGAAGUUUGAAUGCAUGCAUGGAUGGGGUGAUUGUCAGAGAGGCAAUUUGGUGUAGAAGCAUCUAUAAGCAAUGGGAUUCUACUUCCUACUAGAUAAUAAAGCAUCCUUAAGUGGUCAUGUUAAUUAAAUUAUUUACCAUUGUUACACUUGUCUGUGUGUGCUUUUUUUUUUUUAUUUGGUUUGAUGAAACUGUUUUCGU
This is a messenger RNA of Prosopis cineraria, 1609 nucleotides long. Its product is annotated as receptor-like protein EIX2. Lineage: Eukaryota; Viridiplantae; Streptophyta; Magnoliopsida; Fabales; Fabaceae. Bases 96 to 1379 code for a protein of 427 amino acids. The transcript has 2 exons. The record is from RefSeq and is a predicted model, not a curated record. Gene Ontology annotation, molecular function: protein binding.